CGCGGACGGCGUUGGUUUGAAGAAGACCUUCAGCGUUGCCCUGGCGGAGCGGAGACAGGCCCUCUGGUUGGAGGCGAGAGAUGUGUAACACACCGACUUACUGUGACCUAGGAAAGGCUGCCAAGGAUGUCUUCAAUAAAGGAUAUGGAUUCGGCAUGGUCAAAAUAGACCUGAGAACCAAGUCUUGUAGUGGAGUGAUGGAAUUUUCUACUUCUGGUCAUGCUUACACUGAUACAGGGAAAGCGUCAGGCAACCUAGAGACCAAAUAUAAGGUCUGUAACUAUGGACUUACUUUCACCCAGAAAUGGAACACAGACAAUACUCUUGGAACAGAAAUCUCUUUGGAGAAUAAGUUGGCUGAAGGGUUGAAACUGACUCUUGAUACCAUAUUUGUACCGAACACAGGAAAGAAGAGUGGAAAAUUGAAGGCUUCCUAUAAACGAGAUUGUUUCAGUGUUGGCAGUAAUGUUGAUAUAGAUUUUUCUGGACCAACCAUCUAUGGCUGGGCUGUGUUAGCCUUUGAAGGUUGGCUUGCUGGCUAUCAGAUGAGUUUUGACACAGCCAAAUCCAAACUGUCACAGAAUAAUUUCGCCCUGGGUUACAAGGCUGCAGACUUCCAGCUGCACACUCAUGUGAAUGAUGGCACUGAAUUUGGAGGGUCUAUCUACCAGAAGGUUAAUGAGAAGAUUGAAACAUCAAUAAACCUUGCUUGGACAGCCGGCAGUAACAAUACCCGUUUUGGCAUCGCUGCUAAAUACAAGCUGGAUUGUAGAACUUCCCUAUCUGCUAAAGUAAACAAUGCCAGCCUGAUUGGACUGGGUUAUACUCAGACUCUUCGACCAGGAGUCAAACUGACCCUAUCAGCUUUAAUCGACGGAAAGAACUUCAAUGCAGGAGGUCACAAGGUUGGGUUGGGAUUUGAACUAGAAGCUUAAUGUGGUUUUGAGUAAAGCAUCCGAUUUGUCCCCGGAGGUGAAGAGAACCCACUAUGUUUUGGCCUUAAAAUUCUUCUGUGAAAUUUCAAAAGUGUGAACUUUUUAUUCUUCCAAAGAAUUGUAAUCCUCCCCACAGUGAAGUCUAGAGAUCGCAAGUGCAUCCUGAGGGAGGUACUUGAAGGCAUGCCUGGAAGUUGUCAUGUUUGUGCCACAUUUCAGUUGAGUUCCGCAGUGUUAUUUUAAAUGUGUUCCUCAGCGACAAUGUAGUGUCACGUUACAAAGGAAAUGACCCAACCCUCCAGUUUGUACAUCACGUCCUGCAUGUCCCACACCACUUUUUCAUGACCUUUUAAUAAUAUAUUGGUCUCUGUGCUGUAGUGGAAAUCUUUGGUUUUGCAUCAGAGUAAAAUAAAAUAAACCCAUCACAUUUGGAACAUAA
Canis lupus familiaris (dog) is the source of this 1374-nucleotide messenger RNA. It is a transcript of the gene VDAC3, whose product is annotated as voltage dependent anion channel 3. Gene Ontology annotation, cellular component: mitochondrial outer membrane. NCBI's taxonomy places the organism in Eukaryota, Metazoa, Chordata, Mammalia, Carnivora, Canidae. Gene Ontology annotation, molecular function: voltage-gated monoatomic anion channel activity. Gene Ontology annotation, biological process: monoatomic anion transmembrane transport. The record is from RefSeq and is marked provisional.